Molecule: messenger RNA, 375 nt
Organism: Symbiodinium sp. CCMP2456
Lineage: Eukaryota; Dinophyceae; Suessiales; Symbiodiniaceae
Source: the annotation of a GenBank genome assembly
AUGGUGGCGAAGGGAUUGAAAAAGAAAGGCGCAGGGACGGCCAAGAAGGUGACUCUGAAGUUCACCAUUGACUGCCAGCAGCCAGCGGAAGACACUAUCAUUGAGCCAAAGGACUUCGAGAAGUUCCUGAACAACAGGAUCAAGGUAGAAGGAAAAACUGGAAAUCUGGGUGAGAAGGUCAGCGUGCAUCGGGAGAAGUCCAAAGUCCACGUCACGGCAGAGGCGCCCUUCUCCAAGCGAUACUUGAAGUAUCUUGGAAAGAAGUACCUGAAGGCCCAGCAGUUGCGGGAUUUCCUCCGAAUCGUGGCUCCGUCCAAGACAUCCUAUGAAAUGCGUUACUUCAACAUCAACGACGAGAAGGGUGAGGAAGACUAG